Molecule: messenger RNA, 712 nt
Organism: Zeugodacus cucurbitae (melon fly)
Lineage: Eukaryota; Metazoa; Arthropoda; Insecta; Diptera; Tephritidae
Product: heat shock protein 27
Exons: 1
Coding region: 96-677 (193 amino acids)
Biological process (GO): response to heat; protein refolding
Molecular function (GO): protein folding chaperone
Source: RefSeq, a predicted model, not a curated record
ACUAACAAAAAUUUUAUAAAAAUAAUUGCAGCUCAAGAACUAACAAGUAUUUCAGUGCAAAAUUUAAUAUAACAAAUUACAAAAAUAUAUUAAAAAUGACGCUUGUGCCCACCACGUAUGGCAGUUACGCGCGUGAACUCGAACGCCCACGUUACUACCCACCAUACGAUUUCAAUCUCUACCCCUACCACUGGGACGACGCGCGUUUGUGGUGGCCCUCUACAGAGCGACUGCUGCGUCCACUGGACGACUUGGUUACGCGUCGCGUACGUAAUCAGCUGAUACAAUCCUCAUCGCUGGACUGGCGUUAUCCCAUGCGCUGGGAGAACUACUAUGCGGGCGAGCGUGUGCAUGUGGAUGAGAAGGGCUUUCAAGUGGACAUUGAUGUGCGUCAAUUCAAGCCGCACGAGAUUGUGGUGAAGACCAAUGAUGACUAUGUGAUUGUGCAGGGAAAUCAUGAGAAGCGCAACGAUGGCAAUGGACUGGUCGAACGCCAUUUUAUACGCAAAUAUUUAUUGCCACGCGGUUUCAAUGCCAAUGAUGUGAUAUCGAAUCUCUCCUCCGAUGGUAUUCUGAGCAUCAAGGCGCCACCGCCGCCACCAACAAAAUACUACACACCGAACGAACGCCUGGUGCGUGUGCAUGAGACGGGUAAAUUGGCAUUGCCCUGGAAAUGAGUGUGUUUUGCUUGAGUGACAACAAAAAUUGAAAA